Messenger RNA from Gadus macrocephalus (Pacific cod), 4560 nucleotides. RefSeq names its product protein-tyrosine kinase 2-beta-like. The record is from RefSeq and is a predicted model, not a curated record. Gene Ontology annotation, cellular component: focal adhesion; cytoskeleton. Bases 438 to 3437 code for a protein of 999 amino acids. Gene Ontology annotation, biological process: protein phosphorylation; signal complex assembly. Lineage: Eukaryota; Metazoa; Chordata; Actinopteri; Gadiformes; Gadidae. The transcript is spliced from 29 exons. Gene Ontology annotation, molecular function: ATP binding; protein tyrosine kinase activity.
CAUGACUUCCUCAUUCGCACCCGUGCGUCGCUUCCUCUUUCACUCGUUGGCAUGACUCUUCCUCAAAAGGUGACAGCGGCGGCAGAAACAGCAACGCAAAGAAAAGUACUUUCUGGAAGCAGAACCUAAACCUUACCAGAAACCCAACCCGGAAAAGAAGAAGAAACGACGGACAGAGAGGUUAAAGCUACGGCCUCUUUCGAUGUGCUGUCCUGCCGAGACGAGAGUAGAGGAGUUCAUGACUGGGAUUGUGCGGCAAUUGUGUGUAUUUCUCAGAUGUGUGCGAAUGUAGGGUAUGUGUGUGGGUGCACCUGCACACGGGUGGGUGGGUGUGAUAAAGACACCGAAAUAGCCAGAAAGUGAGAGAAAGAGAGAGAGAGAGAGAGUUGGAGAGUGCGUGUGUAUGUGUGUAUGCGCCUGUGUGCGUGCUAUUCACCAUGUCAGGAGACUCGGGCACCCUAUCCUGGAAGAGCAACUCCUCGGUCACCAGCCAGUCCAACUCCCUGGAAGGCUCCCCAGUCGGCAGUGCCCCCCCACACAGGGACGGAGGCCUGGCCCCCUUAACCCCCAAGAUCGUCAAAGUGUGCUUCUUCGGCCAAGGGUCCAACCUGGGAUCCAACUUCAAGCUGGUGCGCUGCGAAGAGGGGUGGACCAUCAGGUCCAUCAUCAGCGCGGUGCUGAACAGCGGCUGCGUGGGGCCGGACAUCAGGUACCCGCUGUGCUAUGGGCUGCUGCUCCGCCACCUCAAGUCCGCCGCGGAGCACUGGCUGCACCCGGGCCUCAGCAUCCCCGAGCUCACGCACAGCUACGAGCGGCAGCACCUGGAGGCCGAGUGGAGAUACGAUUUGAGAAUAAGAUACAUCCCUCAAGACUUCCUUGAGAAAUUCAAGGAAGACAGAUCAUCAAUGCUCUACCUUUACCAGCAGGUGCGCAGCGACUACAUGCAUCACUAUGCCACCAAAGUCAGCGAUGGCAUGGCACUGCAGCUAGGCUGCCUGGAAAUAAGACGCUUCUGCAAAGACCUGAGCCUCAACGCACUUGAGAAGAAAUCGAAUAUUGAACUUUUAGAGAAAGACAUUGGGCUGGACGUGUUCUUCCCCAGAGAAUUGAUUGUCAGCAUGAAGCCCAAGCAGCUUCGUAAGAUGAUCCAGCAGACCUUCCAGGGCUACUACACCCUGACGGAGGAACUCUGCAUCGCCCGCUUCUUCACCACACUGGCUCAGUGCUACUCCUUCACCCAGGAGAGCUUCCCCUGCCAGCUGGUGCAAGGUUGGAGUCUUUCAAUUGACCUGGUGAUCAGCCCAGACGGGAUCAGCCAAAGAGCAGACAAGGAGUCACUGCCCGUCCUGCUGGCCAGCUUCGGCCAGGUCCGCAGCAUCCAAUGCUCCAAGGAGAGCGACGGCCGCGCCAUGUUGAACGUCCACAUGGAGGGUGCCGGCCAGCCCCUGUCAGUCAACAUCUCUUCCAUGGCCAUGGCUGAAAACAUGGCCGACAUCAUCGAUGGCUACUGUCGCCUACAGACUAACUCAGAAAACUCCCUCAUCGUCAGGCCGAACAAAGGAAGAGAAACAUUUGCACUGCCUGACAUCCCCAAGGGUGAAUCUCCAGUUCGGCCUUGUACAGACAAUCGAGUCGGUUCUGAUAUCUAUGAGGAGAUUCCUGAUGAAGCAAGGUCUCGCGACCGUAAACAGAGUCUGGACAGAGAUGACAUCGUUCUUGGGCGAAUACUUGGCGAGGGUUUCUUUGGAGAGGUGCAUGAUGGGAUUUAUAAAGACCCUACAGGGGAGAGGAUACGUGUGGCGGUAAAAACAUGCAAGGACUGCUCGGCUGACGUGAGAGAGAAGUUCCUCAGUGAAGCCGUGCUGAUGAAGACCCUGAACCACCAGCACAUCGUGCGUCUGGUGGGGGUGAUCGAGUGGGACCCCGUCUGGAUCGUCAUGGAGCUGUACGAGCACGGGGAGCUGGGCUCCUACCUGGUGCAGCAUCAGCGCAGCCUCACCCCAGCCACCCUCAGCCUGUACUGCGUCCAGGUGUGCAAGGCCAUGGCCUACCUGGAGGGGCUCAACAUGGUGCACAGAGACAUAGCGGUGCGGAACGUGUUGGUGGCGUCCCCAGACUGCGUCAAGCUGGGGGACUUUGGUCUGUCUCGCUUCAUCGAAGAAGAGGACUACUACAAAGCCUCACUCACUCGAUUGCCGAUCAAGUGGAUGGCCCCCGAAUCAAUCAACUUCAGACGCUUCACCACGGCUAGUGAUGUCUGGAUGUUUGGCGUCUUUGUGUGGGAGGUGCUCUCCCUGGGCCAGCAGCCCUUCUUCUGGAUGGAGAACGGCCAGGUGAUCAACCACCUGGAGGCCGGCACCCGCCUGCCCAAGCCGGACCUCUGCCCCCCGCCCCUCUACAGCCUGCUGGGCCGCUGCUGGGCCUACCAGCCCGCCGCCCGGCCCAAGUUCAGCCAGCUGGUCUGCACCCUGAGCGACAUCCAAAGAGACGAGGUAGAACUGGAGUCCAGCAGGAAGCUCAGCAGAACGCACUCUCUGCCCCGCUUCAGCAGCCUGAACGGCUCCGUACCCCCACCUAAGCCUUCCAGGUUACAUGGAAACACCCUUCGUCCAAGCAAAGAGGGGAAGGUGCACGAGGACAGCAGGUCUCCGUGGGAGAGGGAGAGGGAGAGUGUUGAGGACACCCUGUGGAGACAGAAACAGGACAUGCUGAGAGACAGAGAGUGGCUGGAGCAAGAGGAGAGACAGCUGCCCCCCGAGACGAGAUCUGGAUCAGGUUCUCCAUCAGGUGCUCAUUCAGGUCCUCAUUCAGGUUCUCCAUCAGGUCCUCAAUCAAGCCCUCUGUCAGGUCCUCCAUCAAGUCCUCUCUCAGGUCCUCAUUCAAGUCCUCCCUCAGGUCCACAUUCAAGUCCUCCAGAGAAGCCGCCCAUGGAUGGCUCAGUGAAACGGCCCUUGCCCACAGCAGAGAUGGACAGGUCAGGUGACCAGGUGUACAGCAGCGUCAUGGAGAUGGUGAAGGAAGUGGUCCGCCUGAAGAACGACGUCAAAACACUGUCUGCCUCCGAGUAUCCAACCGCUGUGAAGGCGGUGGGGGUCAACCUGCGUACCCUGAUCCAGAGUGUGGAUGAGAUCCUCCCAACCCUGCACAGCUCCGUCAGGAACGAGAUCAAGGGGACCGAGCGCCUGCUCAACAAGGACCUCGGCGAGCUGAUCAGCAAGAUGAGGCUGGCCCAGCAGAACGCCGUGACCUCGCUGCGGCAGGACUGCCAGCGCCAGAUGCUGGCCGCCGCCCACACGCUGGCCGUGGACUCCAAGAGCCUGCUGGACGCCGUGGACCAGGCGCGGGUCAGGGCCAACCUGGCCCGGCCCGCCGACGCCGACGGCGCCACGGCCAGGCCCGACUCGGAGUCAGGCCUGGACUCGGACCUUGAGGCCUGACAGGGGUUUUCAAAAGGAAGUCGCGGCGGGAGACUUCACGCGGCGGGACUGUUGUCAGGGGAUACAGCUUUAUCAAAGUUAAAGCCCUGAUGGAGAGCAGGGGGAGGGGAUAGUCAGGCCAAAUCAGACGAUCUCUGCCAUUGUCUCUCCCUCCGUGAAGCCCCCUUCCAUAGGCUCCUCCCCCCCCCCCCCCCCCACCACGCCACUCUAUCUCUGUCCGUCCGCUCCCUUCCAUAGGCUCCCCCCCCCCACCACCACGCCACUCUAUCUCUGUCCCACCCCCCCACCUCCACGCCACUCUAUCUCUGUCCGUCCGCUCCCUUCCAUAGGCUCCUCCCCCACCAUGCUAUCGUUUCUCCGUCAGUUUAAAGUCCCCCGGCCCGCCAGCAAUCGGCGCCACAGUGAGUCUCCUAGAAAGAAGGUUAACAGCUUAGAUUAGGUAUACCCUGGGACUGUUACUCCUGUGGAGGGCUUGGACUGUUGCAUCUUAAUGUUAGAAGAGUGGUGCCUGAAAUGGAUUUGAUCGAGAACUGUGUGCUGCAAACGAAUCCUGAUGUUGCUGUUGCAACAGAGUUGUUGUUAAGGAUUAUACAAUUAAGUUGGAUAAGGGUUUGUAUUCAGAUGUGAUAGAAUGACAUGUGAAGAGACGAAGAAGCGCCCUUCUCUUUAAUGUAGAUGUAGCCAACUACAUUAAAGAUAUCCUGGAGGUUGCCCAGGGCAUCCACUGCACUGGUGCACUCAAAUAUGAAAUCUUAGUUUUACCAGGACCAACUCUUGGUCCUGGUUGCCAUUUUUAACCAGGACAAGACAGUACACAAGAUGUUUUUUUUUACUUCCCUACUGUUUAUUUGUGCAACUGCAUUUUGUCUAAGUGGCCACCAUAUUCAGUUUUUUAUUUUAACUGACUUUAAAUAUGUUUACAUAUAUAUACAUUUAGAUAUAUGUAAGUAUAUGUGUGUGUGUCUGUGUGUGUGUGUCUUUUACUUUCUGUAGGCAUCUGUGGAGAAUUGAAUGAAACAUUCAUUUCAGGGAUUUUUGGGUUUUUCGAUGUUUUUCAAUUUAUUCUGAAAAUUUUGCCUCUAUUUGGAUAUAUAUUGACGAACAUAAAUAUAGUUUAUAAACA